Hermetia illucens (black soldier fly) is the source of this 3161-nucleotide messenger RNA. Its product is annotated as zinc finger protein 271-like. The transcript has 5 exons. NCBI's taxonomy places the organism in Eukaryota, Metazoa, Arthropoda, Insecta, Diptera, Stratiomyidae. The coding region runs from base 256 to 3093 and encodes 945 amino acids. The record is from RefSeq and is a predicted model, not a curated record. Gene Ontology annotation, molecular function: RNA polymerase II cis-regulatory region sequence-specific DNA binding; DNA-binding transcription factor activity. Gene Ontology annotation, biological process: regulation of transcription by RNA polymerase II.
CUUAACGUUUGUUUCUUUAUAUCAUAUUACUUGGCACCUUUUUCAUCCCCAAGUUAUAGUAACACCUGAGUCCAGCCGUCUAAAUCUUCCUCUCCUUUGAUGAAACUGAAUCUCCGUUUUGCUACUUUAUUGAGGUUAUCUUUUAACUAGACUAUGCCUUAUCUGUCUUUCCAUUCUAGAUCAAAUAAAUUGACAAUCUUGGUUUGUUGUGUUUACUUUGCUAGUUCUUCUACCCUCUGAAACCUGAAAGUUACAAUGGAUCCAAGUGGGAUACCAGAGGAAUCCCAACAUGAGUUUAUAGUGAAAGAGGAAUUUGUAAUUGAGGACGUACCUUUUAUUGACUGUCAACCCAUAUCGGAAAACCCCAAGGAUAGUUUCGUACAUAAAACAAAAACUAAAUGCGGGGAAAUCAUGCUAAAUUACCCCAGUGAAUUCAUCCUAGUGUGUGCAUUGUGUAGGAGGAGUAGCUUCACUGAUUUUCAUACUUUUGGUACGCAUAUACAGAAAGUCCAUUUGAAUCUUCCGGGAGAUAUCGGGAAUAUCGUCCCUAAAGAAGAGCCUGAUGAAGAAUCACAAUCAUUGGAAACUGAUAAUAUCAGUGACUCGACCCUACAGGACACAGCAAAUGUUUAUGGUGACGAAGAAGAUUAUCCAGCGAGGGUUGAUUGCGAGACAGAUAUGAAAAAGGAGAUGAAUCUCGAGGAAGGACUAAAAAUUGUAGAUCCAAGAAGUAUUUCACACUGGAACCAACCCCAAGUAGGCGAAGCUGAUAUAGAUACCAUUGCAAAAGGACCAUUACAAAAUAAAUUUGGCUGCACAGUAUGUGGUCGAAUAUACAAAAGCAAAGCGACCUUCAGACGGCAUCUUAACAGAGAACAUCCAGACAUGAUACAGGACAAAAGGGAACGGAAGCGUAACAAGAAAUCUUCAUUAGAAAUAUCCCUCAAGACACCGAACAAAAUGACUUGUGUAUAUUGCAAUGAGCAGUUUAGUGACUUAGAUCAAUUUCGCGAGCAUAUGACUACCCAUACCGUAGAUUGUCGCUACAUUUGUCCUUAUUGUCCAAAAACAUUCAGUACGAUACUCACGCGGAAAAUGCACAUUUACACACAUGAGGGUGUACGACCGUUCAAGUGUCCUCACUGUCCCAAGGCUUUCGCAAAUCCAACAAAUCUUAAAACCCACCUUGCACGAAUCCAUUUGAAAAUAUACAAGUUUAAAUGCAACUUCUGUGAUAAACCUUUCGUUAAAAACAGCGAUAAACGGGUCCACGAACGUACCCAUACCAAAGAACGACCCUCCCAAUGUCAAGAAUGUGGUAAACGGUUUGUUUCACAAGGAGGACUUACCGAGCAUAUUCGUAGUCAUAAGAAUAUCAAAAACUACAAAUGUGACCAAUGCGACAAAGCAUUUCUCAGUCUGAAAUUGCUUAAAAGUCAUGUCGUUGUUCAUACGACGGAACGUCCUUUUGGCUGUAAUAUCUGCGCCCAAACAUUCACCCGGAAAGGAUCGUUGAGACGGCAUAAACUCAUCCAUUCAAAAAUUGAAAAAUACACAUGCAAGGUGUGCGGAAAGAAUUUCGUGAAAUUUGAGAAACUUUAUUCGCAUAUGAAGUCACACGAUGAGGAAGCUAAUCCAGUAAACCUGGUCAUCGUCAACUACGAAGAUCGACUACACCGACCAGUUCGGAGUUUACUGAAAGUUGAAAUGAGUUUGAGUAGAGUAUUAGGUGAAGAUGAGGAGCAUGAGUUUAUAGUGAAGGAGGAAUUUGUAUUUGAGGAUGUGACAUUUACUGACAACAAACCGAUAGUGGAAAAACAACAAGAUAGUCCCAUACACAAGACUAAAACUAAGUGUGGGGAAGUCAUGCUAGAUUACUACGGAGAUUUCAUCCUGGCGUGUGCAAUGUGUUCAAGUUGCUUCACUGAUUUACAUGCUUUUGGUACGCAUAUCCUGAAGGAUCAUUUGAAGGAUGCAGAAGAUAUUGCGACAGAUGUUCUAGAAGAACCUGAGGAACAGUCACUGCAGAUAGAAACUCUGGAUAUCAAUGACUCGACGAUGCAGGACAUAGAAGAGCUUGAGGGAGACGAAGAAGUUGAUUCGGUGAAGGAGGAUGCUGAAAUAGAAAUCGAAAAGGGGACAAAUCCUAUCGAAGAGGUAAAGAUUGUAGAUCCAAGAAGUAUCUCACCCUGGAGCGAAUUCCAAGCUGACGACACUGAUAGUUCUGACAAUGAUGUUGAUACAACUGCACAACAAUCCAUGAAAAAUGCAUUCUUCUGCCCAGUAUGCGGUCGAUCGUACAAAUACGUUAAAUCCUUAAGGGAUCAUAUCCGCACAAAACAUGCAGACAUGCUUCGGGAGACAGUUGAUCCAGAUUCCGGCAACAAAUUAGAGGUAGUCGCAGAGUUUCCCAAAAUUACUUGCAGAUAUUGUAAUGAGCAGUUUAGUAAAAUAGAUAAAUUUUGCAACCAUAUGGCCGCCCACCCACUACCAUACCGUUACAAAUGCCUUCAGUGUCCGAAAACGUUCACUACUAGGUACAUGAGGACACUGCAUCAAAACACACAUGAAGGAGUUCGACCGUUCAAGUGCUCUCAUUGUCCAAAAGCUUUCUCACAUCCCACGAACCUUACGAAUCAUGAACGAAUUCAUUUGAAAAUCUACAAUCACGCGUGCCAGUUUUGCGGGAAAAAUUUCGUUAAAAGCAGUGAUAAGAUCACCCAUGAACGUACCCAUACCAAAGAAAUGCCUUAUCAAUGUGAAGAGUGCGGCCAAAGGUUCAUAUGUCAAGGGAAGCUGACUGCACAUGCUCGUCGACAUAAGAAUAUCAAAAAUUAUAAAUGCGAGCACUGUGAGAAAGCAUUUUAUAGCAACCAAUUAUUAAAGAAUCAUCUACUUGUGCACACAAAGGAACGCCAUUACAGUUGUAAUAUUUGCAGUAAAACAUUCACACGAUCUAAUUCGUUGAGGGAGCAUAAACAUCUCCAUUCGAAAGUUAAAAAAUAUGUAUGCAAACUGUGCGGAAAGGAUUUUGCUCAAUUCGCAGGACUUUACUCCCAUAUGAAAUCACACCGUGAAGUAUCUAAGAGCUAGAAACUGGGAGAAAUCCGGAGAGAGACAUGUCCCCGCUACGAUAGUCAGGUUAAAAUAUGUAUAUACGA